AGACGGAGCUGGCAUCGAGCGGCUAUACUGGGGGGAAAGCUGGAACACGGCGGAGAAAAGCAGCCAUUUACACCCCAAAUACCAGCGGGUCCCUGUCGCAAUUGUGUAGGCGUAACCGAAGAGAGGCUGCCCGGGCGGGUCGUGCGGGCUGAGGGUUAAAUUUAGCAGCGACUUGGCAGAGGGAUAACGCUCUGUUUUUCCACCGACCAACUCCCCAGAUGAACUCCGUCAGAGCCACCAACCGGAGACCCAGGCGAGUGUCGAGGCCGCGCCCGGUGCAGCCCGAACGGAAUAACGGGGAUAGAGAUGAGGAGGCUCCUGCAGCAGCCGCAGCAGAGAUGGCCAUCGAGGAGUCCGGUCCAGGAGCACAGAACAGUCCCUACCAGCUUAGACGCAAGACCCUGCUCCCCAAGAGGAGCGCCGCCGCUGCUGCUGCCGCCGCCUCCUCCACGGCCACCGCCGCCGGAGUCUGCCCCAGCAAGAACCCGAUGGAGGGAGCGUCCACGUCCUCGGCAGAAGCUUUUGGCCACCGAGCCAAGCGAGCGCGCGUGUCUGGUAAGAGCCACGACUUGCCAGCAGCCCCAGCAGAGCAGUAUCUGCAGCAGAAGCUUCCAGAUGAAGUCGUCUUGAAGAUCUUCUCCUACCUACUGGAGCAGGAUCUCUGCCGGGCGGCGUGCGUCUGCAAGAGGUUCAGCCAGCUCGCUAACGACCCCAUACUAUGGAAGCGCCUAUACAUGGAAGUGUUUGAGUACACGCGUCCCAUGAUGCACCCGGAGCCCGGCCGGUUCUACCAGGUCAGCCCAGAGGAGCACGAACACCCCAACCCCUGGAAGGAGAGCUUUCAACAGCUGUACAAAGGUGCGCAUGUGAAGCCAGGCUUUGCAGAGCAUUUCUACAGUAACCCCGGCAGGUACAAGGGCAGAGAGAACAUGCUGUAUUACGACACCAUUGAAGACGCACUUGGCGGCGUCCAAGAGGCUCACUUUGAAGGUCUAAUCUUUGUCCACUCUGGCAUCUACACGGACGAGUGGAUCUAUAUUGAGUCUCCCAUCACUAUGAUUGGUGCAGCGCCUGGUAAAGUGGCAGACAAAGUGGUGAUAGAGAACACAAGGGAUUCAACGUUUGUCUUCAUGGAGGGUUCAGAGGAUGCUUACGUGGGGUACAUGACUAUCAAGUUCAAUCCCGACGACAAGUCAGCGCAGCACCACAACGCCCACCACUGUCUGGAGAUCACCGUCAACUGCAGCCCCAACAUCGACCACUGCAUCAUACGCUCCACGUGCACAGUGGGUUCGGCCGUGUGUGUGAGUGGCCAGGGAGCGUGCCCCACCAUCAAGCACUGCAACAUCAGCGACUGCGAGAACGUGGGGCUGUACAUCACGGACCACGCCCAGGGCAUUUAUGAAGACAAUGAAAUCAGCAACAAUGCGUUGGCGGGGAUUUGGGUGAAGAACCACGGCAACCCUAUCAUCAGGCGGAACCACAUCCACCACGGGAGGGACGUGGGCGUGUUCACGUUUGACCACGGCAUGGGCUACUUUGAGAACUGCAACAUCCACAGAAACCGCAUCGCCGGCUUCGAGGUGAAGGCGUACGCCAACCCCACGGUGGUGCGUUGCGAGAUCCACCACGGCCAAACGGGCGGUAUCUACGUGCACGAGAAGGGGCGGGGCCAGUUUAUAGAGAACAAAAUCUACGCAAAUAACUUCGCUGGUGUGUGGAUCACGUCUAACAGCGACCCCACGAUACGGGGAAACGCCAUCUUCAACGGGAACCAAGGGGGUGUGUACAUAUUUGGAGACGGGCGGGGUUUAAUAGAGAGCAAUGACAUCUACGGGAACGCCCUCGCGGGGAUACAGAUCCGAACCAACAGCUGCCCCAUCGUACGGCACAACAAGAUUCACGACGGCCAGCACGGCGGUAUCUACGUGCACGAGAAAGGCCAAGGGGUGAUCGAGGAGAACGAGGUGUACAGCAACACGCUGGCCGGUGUUUGGGUCACCACAGGAAGUACCCCUGUCCUACGCAAGAACCGCAUCCACAGCGGCAAGCAGGUGGGCGUGUAUUUCUACGACAACGGCCAUGGCGUCCUGGAGGAUAACGACAUCUACAAUCACAUGUACUCGGGCGUACAAAUAAGGACGGGCAGCAACCCAAAGAUCCGGCGUAACAAGAUAUGGGGAGGACAAAAUGGCGGCAUUCUGGUCUACAACUCAGGUCUGGGCUUCAUCGAGGACAACGAGAUCUUCGACAACGCUAUGGCGGGUGUGUGGAUCAAGACCGACAGCAACCCCACGCUGCGGCGCAACAAGAUCCACGACGGGCGUGACGGGGGCAUCUGCAUCUUUAACGGAGGCCGAGGCCUGCUGGAGGAGAACGACAUCUUCAGGAAUGCUCAGGCGGGGGUCCUGAUCAGCACCAACAGCCACCCCAUCCUCCGCAAGAACCGCAUCUUUGAUGGCUUUGCUGCGGGUAUCGAAAUCACCAACCACGCCACGGCCACCCUGGAGGGCAACCAGAUCUUCAACAACCGCUUUGGAGGUCUUUUUCUGGCAUCAGGCGUCAACGUCACCAUGAAAGACAAUAAGAUCUCCAACAACCAGGAUGCCAUCGAGAAGGCGGUGAGUCGAGGACAGUGCCUGUACAAGAUCUCCAGCUACACCAGCUACCCCAUGCACGACUUCUACCGGUGUCACACCUGCAACACAACCGAUAGGAACGCCAUCUGCGUCAACUGCAUCAAGAAAUGCCACCAAGGACACGACGUGGAGUUUAUACGGCACGAUCGUUUUUUCUGUGACUGUGGCGCGGGAACGUUGUCCAACCCAUGCACGCUGGCCGGGGAGCCCACUCACGACACGGACACUCUGUACGACUCGGCGCCGCCCAUAGAGUCCAACACGCUGCAGCAUAACUGAAGCCCCCCCGCCCCCUGCCCAAUGGACACCGCCCUCCUUCCUCGGCUGGUGUCAUGUCGUCUCACACGAACGCGAUGCACACACAAACAUAAGGCCACGCCCUCAUUACGCCACCUAUACCCCCCCCCCCCCCCCCCCACACACACACACACACAAGAGACGCUCUUGAAGAAGGCGCUCUGGCAUAAGAUGAAGGCUGCAGUACAGCUAAGACUCCACCAGGGGGAGCACAGACUUGGAGAGCAACCUCCACCUCCUUUACUUCCUGCUUCCUCCUGUGGCUGCCAUGGCAACAGAUGGCGGAUAUUUGUGAAAGGUGUGUUGGUGUGUGAGAUGGAGCACUUCGGCAUUUUUUAAAAAGAAAAGAUAACGUUCUGAUCAAUGGAUUUUAUUUCAAUGCUUUAUCAUGUAGUUUUGUAUUUUCAAGCAAAAAGCUGACUGUAUUUGAAUGUCUUUUAUUUUAUUAUAUAUUAUAAUUAUUUCUUUGUUAGCGUUCCUGACCCCCCCGAACCCCACCCCCCCACCCCAACCCCCCCAAAAGGGCUGCAGGUGCUCUUGUGAGCCAGAAGUGAAGUUCUUUCUGUGAAAGAGAAUGUCGUUUAAACACUAAACAAACCCUCUCUGCUCGUUUGGACUUGACUGGCAGGUGGACUGACUCCACCCACUGUUGUGUGUGUGUGUGUGUGUGUGUGUGUGUGUGUGUGUACAAUUUUAUGCAGUCAGUGUUUAGCAGAGAGGGUUCCAAUAGGACCCAUCCGAGCUCCUUUUCGAACUGGACCACAAGAGUUACCUGCAGACCCCCCCAUACCCCCCCCCCCC
This is a messenger RNA of Doryrhamphus excisus (bluestripe pipefish), 3737 nucleotides long. RefSeq names its product F-box protein 11b (gene fbxo11b). Gene Ontology annotation, biological process: ubiquitin-dependent protein catabolic process; regulation of apoptotic process. Gene Ontology annotation, molecular function: zinc ion binding; protein binding. The record is from RefSeq and is a predicted model, not a curated record. NCBI's taxonomy places the organism in Eukaryota, Metazoa, Chordata, Actinopteri, Syngnathiformes, Syngnathidae.